Molecule: messenger RNA, 830 nt
Organism: Xenia sp. Carnegie-2017
Lineage: Eukaryota; Metazoa; Cnidaria; Anthozoa; Malacalcyonacea; Xeniidae
Product: mdm2-binding protein-like
Exons: 9
Coding region: 1-651 (216 amino acids)
Biological process (GO): protein localization to kinetochore; traversing start control point of mitotic cell cycle; regulation of protein ubiquitination
Cellular component (GO): kinetochore
Source: RefSeq, a predicted model, not a curated record
AUGCUGAAAUAUUUUAAUAAAGAUGGGAAACCAAAGAUAAGCAACUUCAACGAUCUUACAACGAUUAACAAAGAAAGAAACUCGAGUAAAGGGAAAGACACAGAUGACGAGAAAGAGAAAGUAAUUUCUGGUGUUGAUUACUGCACAGAUAGCAACAAAUCAACAAGAAUCCAAGUUUCACCCCAAUUACUCCUCAAACAUGAAACGUUAUCCAUUUGUAACACUCCAAACAGAUUGGCGAAAGCCAAGUUACAAGAUGUGAAACGAAAUAAAAAUAAAGAUGUGUCAGAUGAUAGCAAAAACCCGUUAAAUAAACUAAGCAAGAAGGAAGAAACGAUCGAAGCGAAAUCAAAAAGAAGAUCUUUUGAUGGCUUAGAGAUAAAGAAAGACGCCGAUAGAAGAGAGAAACGUUCAGAACGUCAUAAAAGACGUUUAGCUCGAGUUGUAAAGCAUGCACUGGUUAAAUAUGGAGUAAAACCAACAGAUGAUAACUUUACAACGUGUUCUGAAAGACUUUACUAUGUUUGCAAAAGUUUCCUUCAGGAUUUGAAGUCGUCAGAACGUCUGAAUGAAGAAAUGAAGAAACUAGCUGAAUCGCAUGUUUCUACGGUUGUGGAGUUUGAAAAACGCCAAAAAGAAGACAAAUCUUAGAUAUAGCCAUUGAUUUUAUUAUUAAAUUUAUGGGAUUUUGUUCAAAUCGUUAGUUCCCCAAAGGAACAUUGUCAUUAUUUAAUGAAUAUGUUAUUAUUCAUUAAAUUGUUGAUUCAAUGUAACUAUGUUUCUUGAAUUAUAUUAUGUGUAAAUAUUUGAAUAUAUAUAUAUCAAUUGUA